Molecule: messenger RNA, 2751 nt
Organism: Diceros bicornis minor
Lineage: Eukaryota; Metazoa; Chordata; Mammalia; Perissodactyla; Rhinocerotidae
Gene: C14H6orf47
Product: chromosome 14 C6orf47 homolog
Exons: 1
Coding region: 940-1830 (296 amino acids)
Source: RefSeq, a predicted model, not a curated record
CUUGCCCCGCGGUACGGCCCGGCCGGGAGCGCGGGGGACGGUCGAUCCGCAGGGUCCGCCCCUCGAGCUACGGGCUCCGCCCCUGCCUGUCCCUCCAAUCUCGGUGCAGCCGCUUCCGGGCUCUGCGGCUCCGGGCGGCUCCGUGAGGCCGCGGUCCCGACGCUGGGCCCGGGAGGGGCCGCAGCGCACAGCGCCCGGGCGGGUCUGUCCCCAGGCGGGUCCAAGCUUUGCCUCGCGACCGGGAUCUCCGAGGACAUCUUCGGCCUGACCUUCCAGAGGCCGCAUUUCAGCUGCGUGCUCAGGGGCCGGUCGGGCCGCGCUCUAGGAUUCAUAGCCGUCUAAAUCAAGAGAAGAACGCCGCUGGCUGGAGUUAGCUGGACACCUCUUCUCCACUCCUCAGCAGGAGACUUCCUAUUCCUGAACUCCCUUAGGGCAGCAGUUCAGGGAUCCCCAGAUUGGGAGCACCUAGGACCCCGGGGCCACCUUCCUUCUUUCCUUCUUGGAUGGAGCAUUGCCUCCCCAGUUUUUGGGGCACCUUGGGGCUUGGCCUUGGUGAGUGAAACUUGGGGUGCUGCCUGCAGGAAAGGAAACCUGGAAACACAGGGAGGACACUGUGGGGGUGACCCAGGCUGUGUCAGAUCUUGAGACUCUUGGAAUCUUGUGUGGGGUGGUAGUGGUGAAUGAAUUUGGAUGUGCCUCCCUUCUUUACCUCAAACCUGAAAAGGAAACAAGUUGCCUGCCACACUUGAAGCUGUGUGACCAUCCAGGGAAGCGGGGAACCACUUCUGAAUUCAGGGAAGGACUCACCAAGCAGAUACCUGUUCUUCUGAGCCUGAAAAGACUCUAGCUUCUGAGGAGUCCCUCAGCUUACAAACCUGAGAGUCUAAGCAGUGCCAGGAAGCGGCCCCAGAAUUUGGGGGCUCAUUACGCACCCCAGCCAUGUUCCUGCGACAGCUUGGUGGCUGGCUGCCUCGCCCCUGGGGCCGUCGGAAACCAACAAGGCCUGACCUGCCCGCCCCGGACUCCAGACGGGUGGACAGCUCCUCUGAGAAUUCAGGGAGUGACUGGGACAGUGCCCCAGAAACUGUGGGAGACGUGGGGCCUCCCAAGACCAAGGACUCAGGGGCACAGAGGAGCUCGGGGGCUGCUGCAGAACCAAGCAAGGAGUCCCAGGUUGAGCCACUGGGGAGCAAAAGAAUGGAUUCCUUCAAGAGGGACAAGACUGUCGCUAGCACUCAAGAGUCUGGGAGACUGGAGUCUGGAGGGGCCAUUCCCAAACUGGGAUGGCAUCCUGUGGAGUCAGGUGGCACCAGACCUGGAAUGUCCCCUGAAGAGGGACUGAACACCCCUGGGCCUGAAGCCCCAGUGGAGAAGCCUGGCCAGCGUCAGAAGCUGCUGGGCUGGCUGCGAGGAGAACCAGGUGGAGGAGCGGGGGCUCCUUCGAAGUACCUGGGGGGCCCAGAGGAGUGUCUGCAGAUCUCCACCAACCUGACCCUGCACCUGCUGGAGCUGCUGGCCUCAGCCCUGCUGGGGCUGUGCUCACGGCCACUGCGGGCAGCCUUGGAUGCACUGGGCCUGCGUGGACCACUGGGCCUCUGGCUGCAUGGGCUGCUGUCCUUCCUGGCUGCCCUGCAUGGGCUCCACGCCGUGCUGAGCCUACUUACUGCUCACCCCCUGCACUUUGCCUGCCUCUUUGGUCUCCUACAGGCCCUGGUGCUAGCUGUCAGCCUCCGGGAGCCCAAUGGGGAUGAGGAGGCCACUGACUUGGAGGGCGAGAAGUUGGGGAAGGAGGGUGAGGAGCAGAGGGGAGACCCAGGAAAGGGGCUGUGACCUCGGGGUGGGGUGUGACCCAGAGCCUCGCCCUCAGUGGGUUGGGAACAAGGGUGAAGACAGAGUGGCCUUUAGGAGGAGAGUCGGGGGCAUGACCCAAAUUGCAAGCACAGGGACCUCAGGGAUGAGGAAGAAACCCCAGAGUAUGAGGGCACAGGGCCUCCCUUCACACACAGAGAGAACAGAGUCUCUGUGUUUAUGGACAGUGGGGGCAUCGCCCUUGAAUUCACCAGCUGUUGUUACUUUUUGCUUUUACAUUUUUCUCACCUCCAGGUUUUUUUCCACCUUCACUUUUUAAAAGCAAAAAAAAAAAAAAAAAAAAAAAUGUGGUGGCAGAAAAUAAAAACUAAAGGGUCCUUCCCACCUUUCAAAACUCCCCAGGGGUGGAGGAGACCAAAGGCAGGACAUACAGACCUCUGGGUGGGGUAAGAGGGUGGCUGACAGACCCAAAGGAUCCCUUGGAUCCUGGGAUCUGAGCCAUCCAGAGAAGAGUGGGGCUGUUAGUGGGGUGGAGUAGGGGGUCUGGAUGGGAGCCCACAGGUGACAGGGAGUCCGCAGGGAGGAUCUGUGGUGUUCCUGGGGAGCCAAAGGAAGUGGGGAUGGUGCAGGCAGUGUGGCACGAAGGCCAGCUCAGAAGGGCUGGCAGCCUAGAGAACAGUGUGGGGAAGCACUGGAGCUUGCAGUUCCCACUCGGGGGUUGGGGGUUUGCUCACUUAGCAAUAAAUAACUGUGUCACACCAAAUCCUAAAUAUACCACUACAAAGUGAGAGUUACCGCCACUCAGUGUCCUUCCUGACGCCGUCCAGCUGGAGGUUUAGAUGGCAGAAGGUCCAGGGGGACUAUUGAAAUGGGAGUAGUGGGAUUGAUGUCUGGAGACAAAUCCCAAUGAGACCCUGAUUGAAAAUCUUUAUUGAAAUCCUU